CAGAGCCUGGGGAAGACAGGUCGCGGAAGUAUCAACUUCGCAACCGUAUGUAGACUCCUGUGCCGGACCAACAUUGCUACUACUGGGCAAUGUCGGGGAGCCCGGAGCAGACUGGGUCAGAGCCAGAAUCUAGAGACUUUCGAACGAAUCUGGAAGACAGGGAUGAUGGUAGUAGAGGCCAAGGCGGAGGCCGAGGUCGAGGCCGAGGCCGAGGCCGAGGUCGAAGCCUUGGCAGAGGCAGCGACAGUGGCUCCUCUGACCAACUAGGGGCUAGGGCCACAGACUUCCUUGGACCACCACUCUGCUUUGGCUUGAAAAACUGUAUGGUUGGUGCUGUAAUUGGUCGUGGUGGUUCAAACAUAAAAGAUAUUCAGUACACAACAAACACUAAGAUACAAAUCAUAUGUGGGGACUCAGAAGCUGAAGUAAAAAUUUUUGGUAGCGAUUAUAUGAAAAUAAAGGCUAAAGCAGCUAUAGAAACAUUUGUUAAAAAACAAGAGAGAUACAAUUUAGAAUCCAGUAUUCAUAACGCCACAUCCGAGUCCUCUGUUGAUAAUGCCACAUCUCAGUACCAGGAUGAACAAAAAGUAAGCACAAGUACCACUGUUAAGAGAGCUCAACCAGCUAUAGAUUGGGAUCAGAUCCGGGCAGCAACUUCAGAGUGGGAACAAAGAAAAUGGGCAGAUUUACCACCAAUUAAGAAAAAUCUUUACAUAGAAUCCAAAGAGACAAGUGUGAUGUCCAAAGCGGAAGUGGAAAAGUGGAGAAAGGAAAAUUUCAACAUAAUCUGUGAUGAUCUGAAAAUAGGUGAGAAACGUCCAAUUCCUAAUCCCACUUGUAAAUUUGGAGAUGUCUUUGAGCAGUAUUCUGAAUUGAUGGAAAAUUUAAUUAAGGCAGGUUUUGAAAAGCCAACACCAAUUCAGUCACAAGCAUGGCCAAUAAUUCUACAAGGAAUGGAUCUUAUAGGAGUUGCUCAGACUGGAACAGGCAAGACUUUGUCAUAUUUAAUGCCUGGUUUUAUUCAUCUUAUUUCUCAACCAAUAACUAGAGAAGAAAGGAAUGGACCUGGCAUGCUAAUCCUUACACCAACUAGAGAAUUAGCUCUUCAGGUGAAAAGUGAAUGCUCUAAGUACUCAUAUAAAGAUCUUAAAAGUGUUUGUAUAUAUGGUGGUAGAAACAGAAAAGAACAAAUAAAAGACAUUAUCAAAGGUGUAGAUAUCAUUAUUGCAACUCCUGGAAGAUUAAAUGAUUUGCAAGUGAAUAACUUCAUCAACCUAAGAAGCAUAACCUAUUUGGUAAUAGAUGAGGCAGAUAAAAUGUUGGAUCUUGGAUUCGAACCCCAGUUAAUGAAGAUUCUAACAGAUGUGCGUCCAGAUCGACAGACAGUCAUGACAAGUGCUACUUGGCCAAAAACUAUCCGUCACCUAUCCCAAUCUUAUUUGAAAGAGCCUAUGAUUGUUUAUGUUGGUACUCUCGAUCUUGUUGCUGUAAACACAGUGAAGCAAAAUAUAAUUAUUACCACAGAAGAAGAAAAGCGAUUUCAUUUUGAAGAAUUCUUACAUAACAUGGCACCAGAAGACAAAGCCAUUGUGUUUGUUAGCAGAAAACUUAUUGCUGAUGACAUAUCGAGUGAUUUGGGCAUCAAGGGCAUAGCUGUACAACUAUUGCAUGGUAACAGAGAGCAGGGUGAACGCGAGCAGGCAUUAGAGGAAUUUAAAACUGGAGACGUGAAGCUAAUGAUUGCAACUGAUUUAGCAUCCCGCGGCCUCAAUGUUAAUGACAUCACACACGUAUAUAAUUAUGAUUUCCCAAGGAAUAUUGAAGAAUAUGUGCACAGAGUAGGGCGUACUGGAAGAGCAGGGAAGAGUGGCGUAUCUAUAACCCUAAUUACUAAAAAUGAUUCAAAGAUUGCCAGCGAAUUGAUUAACAUUCUGAAGAGAACGAACCAGAGCAUCCCAGAAGAACUUGAAAGCAUGGCAGAAGAAUAUAAAAUUCUUGAACGAACAAAGAGUGAAGAAAAGAAAUCAAGAAAAUAUCAAGGAAAACCCAAGGAGUUUCAAAGUUUAGAUUGAA
Molecule: messenger RNA, 2073 nt
Organism: Cavia porcellus (domestic guinea pig)
Lineage: Eukaryota; Metazoa; Chordata; Mammalia; Rodentia; Caviidae
Gene: Ddx53
Product: DEAD-box helicase 53
Exons: 1
Coding region: 90-2072 (660 amino acids)
Molecular function (GO): RNA binding; RNA helicase activity; ATP binding
Source: RefSeq, a predicted model, not a curated record